AUGGCUGUCGAUAGCAUGGACGAUUCAGUAGUCUCAAGCGAAGUCCCGCAGACCGAGUCGCUGAACGGAAAUUUUUCUGAACCGUUUUGCGCCCAGCCGCAGGUGAUCCAACAUGAAGAGAUUUCAGUCGGAAGUCUAUGUGAAUUUGAUCCUAAUUCCUGUGAUCCUCAUUCCAACUCGGCCGCAAUUCCCGAUAUCUCCCAGACGGAAAUCCCUUUAGGGGGAAACCCUCGUUCGGAUUUCUCUUCUGGGAUCAUGUUCCAAGAGAAUACUGCCUUCGGUGGCUUCAUGUCUGGCUUGACAAACAUCACAGGAAUAGGGUCCGGCUGUAUGGAUUGGCUGGAUAUUCAGCUUCUUGACUCACCUGUGGAUCCUGGACUAGCACGAAAGGACAACCCACUAAAUUCUGUCCCAACACCAUGCUCACCUUAUUGCAGAGUCGGAGGCUCCUGUGGUGGAGCGUUGUCUUGUCUUUCGUCAUCAAAUGAUGCUGCAUUUGGCCACAGUGAGAUAAGUGAGAACUCUACAACAAGGACACAUACUUUGGGGCCUGCUCCGCAGCAGUGGCCAUUCGAUAAAAGCCGCGAUCAGGUGCCUCGCACAUACCAACUUCCUCCCCUCCGUGAGGUCUUGCAAACCAACCUGACUGCGGACCACGACGGAACCAGAGAUAUCUCGCAAUGCCUUAUUAACCUAUUCUUGGAAUCCCACUUUCCAGACCUUGCAAUGCUACAGGACUGCACCAUUCUGCCCGCUGUGCACUUAGUACAACGCAGUAUAAUUUGUUUCUUUUCUGAGUUUGACAGCAUUCUUCCUAUGAUCCACCGCCCAAGCUGGAGUUUGCCAAGCUGCCCCACAGUGCUGAUUGCGAGCAUGGCUUGUAUUGGUGCGAUGUUUCUGAACGAUGAGAACGCCAUGGACAGAUCCAGGACGCUAAGCAUGAUCAGUGCGCGUAUGAUAUUCUGGCUGGGUGACUCAGACAGUAACAAAUACCAUGACAUCACCUAUCUUAUUGCAUGCUGCCUCCACCAGAUCUAUUCUUUGGGAUCCGGUAACUGGCAGAUGUACCAAGAUGCAGAUCGCUCUCGUGGAAUCCUAGUCGGGAGCCUACGUGGAAUGGGCCUCCUUCACUCGCGACUUUCUGUGGAAAUGACAACAUCUGAGUGUCAGCCGUCAAUCGGAGCUGACUUAGCGGAUGUUCAGAAAGAAUGGAGCCAAUGGAUCAACCAGGAACAGGAGAAACGGGUGACAUGGAGUUGCUUUGAGUACGACUGUAGCCUUUGCACGUUGACCGGACGACGAGGAGCAAUCGACCUGAGUGAGCUUCCGAGCAGGCUGCCAUGUACUGAGGCAUUGUGGGACGCUCCCACAGCGAUGGCAUGGAGAGCUCUCGGCUCUCACUCCUCUCCCACCUCGUUCGGUGCAUCUGUUGACGUUGUUUUGCGGAACAUCAUGGCCGGACGACCGAUCCCGAGCGACAUCUCCCUCUCCUCUUGGGCGAAGAGACUUUGCGGACAAAUCAUCGGUCGACUACUAUGGGAUCUUAAGCAGCUCGAUACAUUGUCCCUCUGCGGUUGGCUUGGGCGGCCCCCCUUGCUAUCUGCCCAGAAUCAGGCCAAGGUGUCUCUGCUUCAGGGCUUUGACAGUUUGGCUCUUACCAUUGAUUGCCCGUUUUCGACGAAGGAACUGAUAGACUACAAGUACGCUCGCUCCCAAUUUGUUCCGUCCUCUGUGGAUUCAACUAAUCAUCACUAUUUUUAUUCACUCAGUAUUACUCGUUUGAUCAUCCACUAUUGCCACCUAUACAGCGCCGAAGAUUUCAUGGAACUUGUCGUCUUCAUUGUACGAGUUGUGACAACUUCACGGCGUGCCCAAGCAGAGACCAGUCUAGCGGCUGCCAAACAGCAACUCGAAGCAAAAUUCGCCGGCGAUCCACGUCGAACGCGCAGGCUAGUGUGGCAUGCAGUGCAAAUUACUGCUGUCGCAAGUGAAUAUUUAGUUUCAGCACCCUGUGAGAUUCUGCGAAUUUUCAUGGGUUGCAUCUUUCUGAUGACCUUUGCCAAAUACGGCCGCACCUCUCUCCACAAGAGCAGUCACGAUAGGCCCGGCCCACCUGUCAGGCUGGACGACUUGGCCGUCAAUGACAACCAGAAAAACCUCAUUAUGGAUUGGAUCCAGCACGGCGGGCAGGCAAGUAUUGCUGGACUGGAGGAUAUUUAUUCUGAUGAGCUUGCGUCGCACGUCAGCCAUCUAGCUCAGUCUCUCCUCGCUCGGAUACAGUAUUGGGGCUUAUCGCAGAAAUUCGUCAAAAUUCUUCAAAUGUUUCAGCAAAUUAUGGACUGA
Messenger RNA from Aspergillus terreus NIH2624, 2343 nucleotides. RefSeq lists its product as uncharacterized. The transcript has 2 exons. Gene Ontology annotation, biological process: DNA-templated transcription; regulation of transcription by RNA polymerase II. Gene Ontology annotation, molecular function: zinc ion binding; RNA polymerase II cis-regulatory region sequence-specific DNA binding; DNA-binding transcription factor activity, RNA polymerase II-specific. Bases 1 to 2343 code for a protein of 780 amino acids. The record is from RefSeq and is a predicted model, not a curated record. Gene Ontology annotation, cellular component: chromatin. NCBI's taxonomy places the organism in Eukaryota, Fungi, Ascomycota, Eurotiomycetes, Eurotiales, Aspergillaceae.